Molecule: messenger RNA, 5361 nt
Organism: Saccostrea echinata
Lineage: Eukaryota; Metazoa; Mollusca; Bivalvia; Ostreida; Ostreidae
Product: zinc finger CCCH domain-containing protein 6-like
Exons: 15
Coding region: 171-4286 (1371 amino acids)
Biological process (GO): negative regulation of DNA-templated transcription
Cellular component (GO): nucleus
Molecular function (GO): RNA binding; metal ion binding
Source: RefSeq, a predicted model, not a curated record
GCGAAGGGGAAAAUGUGUAGUGCUUGUUGAGACUGGAAAUACGCAUUCAAUCUGGACGCAGUUGGACAAAAUUCCAAAGCAAAAUACGAUCAGUUAAUUGUACAUCCUGAAAAAGACUUCAGUGAAACACUACCUAUCGAAUUAAACUUAGACCAUGUAAAACUUAAGUGAUGACUGAAGUUAUGGAGCAAGAGGAUGAAUAUGGAGGAGGAACAACUGAUGAGUAUGAUCCUGAUGAAGACACACAGAAAAUUGACAACCCAGAGGAAGGGGAGCAAGGAGGAGAGGAUGAGGCACAGGAAGGGCAGGAGGAGGGUGAGGAAGGAGAUGUAGACCAGGAAAAGGGGAGGCACAAACGAAAACGUCACAGGAGCAGCCAGGAGGACAUUGAGGGAAAUCGCAAGUAUGGGGACUCGAGAAGAAGAGGUCACAGGUCACAUGAUUCUGACUACAAAAAAUUUAAACGCUCAGGAAGUGAUCGUUCAGAAGGUGAGUUUGAUAGGCAGCAUUAUCAUGGGGUAGAAUACUCUGACCAGGAGGAUGGACAAAGAGAUAAUGAACGCAGACGACAUAGGAGAUCAGAAGAUAGGGAUCACAAGGGAAAGCACAGGAGGCAUGGAAGACAUCGGAGAGAAAAAUCCAAGAGCAAGGCAAGAUUAGAUGAUUCCCGAAGCAGUCAGGACAUGGAGGCUGAAGAUGGUGAAAUCCUGGAGGAUGGAGAAAUUGAUGAUGAUGGGGAUGAUGGUAGUGAACAUGGGGAGGAGAACCAAAGAAAUGGUACCAGAAUGGAUCAUCAAGGUAGCAGAAGAAGACAUGACAGGGAUGGAGGAAAGUCAGGAGAUAGCAGACGAGAUGAAGAUUACCCAGAUGAUGAUUAUGAGGAAGGAGGAACUGAUCAAGAAAUGGGGCAUUCAAGGGAUAGGCACGAUAAAAGACGGCCUCAUUCUCGAGGAGGCAGACAUGGAAGGGAGAGAGACCGGAGAGACCGCAGAGGAAGGCGGGAUGACAAGCAACAAAGAAACAAAGGGAAAAGGCCCCCUAAAUACCAUGAUUAUGACAAUGUGGAUGAUGAAAAUCAGCAGGGGUGGAUGUCGCACAAAAAGAAUUCUUCAGGCAAUCAUAAACAUGAUUAUGACUCCCAGAACUAUGGAGGAGAUCGGAGAGGGGAUAGGUUUGAGAGCCCUCCUGGUCCAUAUGACAGUCCAUCAGAUGAAGAUGAAGAAUUUGAUGGCCAUCGUGGUGAUAGAUCCAAAAAGAACAAAAGUAUGCUGAGCAUGUUGGGGGAUAACAUGUUGGAUCCUAAUAUAGCUGCAGAAGAGGGCCAGGAAAUAUAUAAAAAACCACCACCAAAGAAGAAGAGAAAUUUUGAAAGAGAUGGCAGAGGUGGAGGGCAUAACAAUCAUGAUAGGGGAAACAAUAAGAGGAAGAAUCAAUCCCGGGAUCACAAUCAGGAUCAGCCCAAGAAAAAGCCACUGCUAAAAACUCCAAUGGAGGAACGACCUAUAUGUAGAUUCUACAAAGAGGGGAAGUGUCAAAAGGGUUAUGAUUGUCCAUUCAAUCAUGAAAAGAUGCCAAAGAAACCAGAGUUGUGUAAAUAUUACUUGAAUUCAUAUUGCUCCAAAGAAGACAACUGCAUUUUUAUGCACAGUGAAUUUCCAUGCAAGUUCUUUCAUACGGGUCAGGAAUGCUAUGGUGGGGACAACUGUAAAUUUUCCCAUGAUCCCCUGACAGAUGAAACAAGACAUCUUAUUGAAAAGAGGUACAAUAAUCAUGACAAUGAUGCAGAGUUUGAGGAAGACAGACAAAGAAAUAAAAAUCGACCAAGUUUAUUAGGGUCCCCACCAAGACAUCUACUCGUUGAUCCUGCAGUUCAGGAAAGGAUCAAGAAAAUUCCAUCCAUUUUUGAUAUAGAAACUCAUCCACCAAAUCAAAGUCCCAACAAACCUGGGGGUCCACCUAACAUGAUGCACCCUCCCCACAUGCAACCUCCAAGGCCUGGGUUUUACAAUGAAAUGAACAUGAAUCGCAUGCAAGGCCCAGGACCACAAAUGAACCAAGGCCCACCAGGUCCUAGGGGUCCAAUGGGUCCUAUGGGGCCCAUGAACCAAGGACCCAUGAUGGGUCCUAGAGGGCCAAUGAAUCAAGGACCUCCCAUGGGUCCACCUGUCUCCAUGCCUGGGCAAAUGAUGGGUCCUCCCAGGAUGAUGAACCAGAUGAAUCCGGCUUUGAAUCCAGCAGUGGCAUUAGUCGGGGCAUUAUUGCAGCAUGCAGCAGGUGUAAGGCAACCUAAUGCGAGUACAGGGGGUCCAGUGCCAAAUCAGCCAAUGGGAAAUUUUCAGGGCCCAGGAGACCAUCAGGAAGGAAUAUUUCCUGGACAUCCAGACCAAGCUCACCAGUUUCAAGGACCAGAUCUACAAGGCCCUGGUCCACAUUCAGGAGAGAAUAUGGAGGGUCAGGGUCAAACAUUCCAAGGCAGCAACAGAGAAGAUGGGGAUGACGAUAAAAGAGAGGAUAAAUCAAAAGACACAGACCCAAAUAAAGAGAAGUUGGCAAUGCUCGGAAUUGAAACUGAUGAUUACUUAACCUCAAAUCAAAAAGAACUGUUUGAAAGAAUCAACAAGACAACUGAAGGAAAAGAUGAAAGUAAAGAGAACCAAGCACUGAAUUCCAAGCCCGAUGUCAUUACAGACAGUGAUUCCAAAGAAAAGGAGGAAGAUGACAAUUGGUACUCAAGUGAUGAAGAGGAUCAGAAAGAUUCCAAAAAACUUACAGAUGUACUCAAAAAAAUCAACAGACAAUCUUCCACCCCCCUCAGUCCACAGGCCACUAAUCCUCCAUCUUCCACACCUAGCACAAUGAAUAUAAUGCAAAUGAUCAAUGCCAUCAAAACUAGCAGUUCUGGUGCCACUUCCCCACCAGCAAGCUCUGCCACCUCUAUGCCAAGAGAUCCUCGUAAAAGACAGGAUCCAAGGUCAUUUGGAAAGUCAGGGGACAAAUCCACUCCUCCCAUUAUUCCUAUUGAAUCUCAAGACUCGCCAUUUGAACCUCCUCCCCCAGUGUUUAUAACCUCUAGUGAAGGGGAUGUAAUGUGGAAUGUCAUACCAGUGACAGUUGAAGGUUCUCCCAAGAUACCUCCUCCCGGUAUCAAUCUUGCUGAUCCAAAGUACAAAAGUGAUCCAAGGAUUCAAAAACUGUUGAAGGUGGCAGAGGCCACUAGGGGCCAGUCUGUGGAGAUUAAAACAGAUGGGCAGAAGCAGGUUGACCCACGAACUGGUCAGCCUGUGAAAUCGGGGGCCUCUCAAGGGGAUCCUCGUUUGAAACCUGGAAGUGAUUCUGGAAAACCCUGGGAUCCACGACUAGGAAGAACAAAUUCUGAUUCAGGUGCUCCUGCUGUUGACCCAAGGUUACAGCGUACUCCUUCAAAUCCACCAAUGGGUGUUCAUUUUCUGCCUAUGAGGCCUUCUGUAGAUCCAAGAAUGGGCAGACAGAUAAGUAACACAGACAGUUUAGGCUCAAUGGGCCCUCGUUUCUCGAGACAAAAUAGCUCAAGUGGUGUCUCAAGGCCAGCUGAUCCCAGAAUGGGCAGACAAAUUUCAGAACAACCUGUUGAACAAAGAUCCACAGGACUUUUACCUACUCCCCCUAUACCACCUCUCCCAGCAGCUAUUGCCAAUGAUCCAAGGCAAAAUAGUGAUCCAAGGAAGUUUGGAAGACAAAACUCUACUCCUGAUCCAAACAGUGCUAUGUUACCUGACUUGAGCCUCAAACCUCUCGGUGAACCAUUAAUUAAUCCAAAAAUUGACCUUUUACUGGACGAUGAAAGUCUCCAAAAAAUGUCAAUGGACAGGCAGCUUAGUCAAUCAUCAAAUGAUUCAGAGAAGGGAAGUGGAGACUCAGCUGACAAACCAAAAUUAGACUACCGCAAUGAUCCACGAUUCAAGCGAAAGCCAGCAGGCAAACGUAAAGGAAGCAUGGAAUAUGCUUCUCCUCUGGAUAGAGAAGAAGCAGGACAGGAAAAUGUCUCAAGUUAUAACAGUUAUAAUCGUCCCCCUCCAAGUAAACCCCCAAAAGUUGAUCCUCGAAUGAACAAAAGUGACCCAAGGACAACUGUUAAACAAGAGCAGAAGGUGCCACAGGAGAAUGUGGGUUCGGUACUACAAGUUGCAGAUGAAGAGGUUGGGGGCUUAACUCCCCCAGGUCCAGACUUGGCAUUCGCAUCAGAAACAGAAAUUAACACUAAGGACUUCUUUAAGACAAUGGAUCCCACAGCAUCACCCUUUUGUUAGAAAUUCAGCACUGAAUUAACAAAAGUAUGUAAGGUCAUUUCAUUUGUAAUUGAGAAUCUGUGCUACUCUUUAGAAUGAAUGAGAAUUAAUGUAUGAAUUGUGUCUAAGAGAAAUAUGACAUGGUAUCAUGAUUAUACAUGUAUGACAAUUCAGUCAUUAAUUGCUGAGAAUUCAAGUUUAAUUUUUGUUGUUGCCAAAUUGUCUACUUACUGACAGAAUUUGUUAUGGUUGUUAAGUUGGACAGCCGUUGUUACAUUGUUGAUUGUGAGAUAGUUGUUGACUUCUCUGGCUUUAUAUCAUGAUGGCUGAUGUGUUCAGUUUGCAAUAUUAACAUUCAUUUUUCACCAAAUUUCUAAGAACAAAUAGGCUUUAGAUACGAUUUAUGUACAUUGUUGCAUUUAUUAUCUAUUUUAUGAAGAUUUUUAAUUGAUUUUUUUUUUCACUGUUUAUAGUAUGUAGUUUUAAGAUCAAAAGAAUAUUUGCAUGUUAACUGGAAUACAUGAACUUGUGGACAGGGUCACAAAUGCUUCAAAUGUUUCCUGGACUUACAGUGAAUAUAUUUUGACAAAGUGCUGUUGAAAUACUUUUGAAUGAUGACAAAUGUAAAUUCAUUUAUGCAACUAAUUCUCACAGGUGUAAAAAAAAAAAAAUAUAUACAAAGUGUAUAAAAAAUGAUCAAUUUUUGAAGAAUUUAUUCAAACAAUGAAUUUAGAAUGUAAACCAAAAUUUUAAACAAAAAUUUAGGGUGUUAAAGGAAAAAAAAAAGAAAAUUUGUAGUAAAUGGGAGCAAUAUCAAAAGGAUGGACUAAAAAUGAAUGAAUGUAAAUGUGUGGUAAUUUUUCAUAACUUUUUUCUACUCCAUUGAUACAGAAAUUUUAUCAAAGGUUGUCUCAUGAAUUUAGGAAUUCAUGUAAAAUGUUCCUUUUGUAUUUUUCAUGUCAUAUUUUGUGUGAUUGGUACAUGUGUAAAUGGAGAAAAUGUUGGUAGAAGUAUGAACAAUUGUAAAGCAGAAUUUAUCUGUGAUGUUGUAUAUUAUCUAUUCCACCCUACAAAAUUAAAAUCAGACAUUUAAAAA